Molecule: messenger RNA, 1249 nt
Organism: Saccostrea cuccullata (small rock oyster)
Lineage: Eukaryota; Metazoa; Mollusca; Bivalvia; Ostreida; Ostreidae
Product: elongation of very long chain fatty acids protein 4-like
Exons: 7
Coding region: 281-1123 (280 amino acids)
Biological process (GO): sphingolipid biosynthetic process; fatty acid elongation, polyunsaturated fatty acid; fatty acid elongation, monounsaturated fatty acid
Cellular component (GO): endoplasmic reticulum membrane
Molecular function (GO): fatty acid elongase activity
Source: RefSeq, a predicted model, not a curated record
AUUUUCUAUAUGUAUUCUCGAUGAUCGUUUGAAAAGAAUAAGAAAUGAAAUCCAAGUGAAUUUCACUUUGAGACAUAAAUAUUGCCUUGCAUUAUACAGUCAUCGUUUGGGAUAUCUACUGAAAGAUUUGAUUUCAGUUGAUUUGGGAUUUAUUCGGUUUCAUUCUCAGGAGUUCGGUUUUAAGUUUCUGAAGACCCCCCCUCCUUAAAUUAAAGUCUUCAGAUUUCCAAGCGUUUUUUUAUCAUACGAUUUCUCUAAGGAUCCACGAGCAUACUCCAGAAUGAACAAGAUAACACAGGGAUCCCAGCUUUACCAUUAUAUAAUGGACGACCUCAGCGACCCGCGCACAGCAGAUUGGUUCAUGGUUCGAUCCCCAGUUCCUGUCUUACUGAGUAUUGGUGUAUAUCUGUAUUUGGUGAAGAUGGGGCCCGUCUGGAUGCAGUCAAGGAAAGCAUACAAUCUUAAGAAUAUAAUGAUCUUCUACAACUUCUGUAUGGUGGCACUUAGUGCUUACAUGUUUUACGAGACAUUGGUGACUACUUGGUUUAAUCCAAAUUUUAGCAAAGUGUGUCAACCAGUUGACUAUUCCAACAAUCCGCAAGCUUUAAGACUGGCAAAUGUGAUUUGGUUUUACUACAUGGCAAAACUAAUAGAAUUCCUUGACACGAUUUUCUUCAUACUGAGAAAGAAAAAUAAUCAAAUUACCUUUCUUCAUGUGUAUCAUCAUGCCAAUAUGGCGUUCUGGGCUUGGCAGGGGACAAAGUUCGUUUCCGGUGGCGAGGCGUAUCUUAUCGUCAGUUUGAACAGUUUUAUCCACGUUUUGAUGUACACGUAUUACCUUCUGGCAGCAUUCGGGCCGUCCAUGCAAAAAUAUCUCUGGUGGAAAAAGCACAUGACAAAACUUCAGUUGAUACAGUUUCUAUGGUAUGUUUCACAUGCUUUACGAGCUCUUUACAUCGGGUGUGAGUUUCCUUGGGCAUACAUGAUGUUACAGGUAUUGAUAGCCUUCUCCCAGCUUGUACUUUUUGUUAACUUCUACACAAAGACCUACACCAACAAAUCAAAUAACAUGGAAAACCAAGCCAGUUCUAAUAAGAUUUCCACGGAAAAGAAACUUGAUUGAUAGUGUGCGUAGCUAGACGUAUACCUAUGUGUUUUUCUGAACGUUAGCAGCAACGUUUGUGCUCAAACACAGAUAUCCGUGACUAGAUGGACACAGAAAAGAAUGAUCUCCAUUAAAAGAGUUGAG